CAUAAAACAGUUUCAGUUUGGGCAGCAUCCAGUGCCCUGCUGGCAGUCGGCAGGGAGGUGGAGGUGAGACCUUCCUCAAGGGGACAGGAGACGGAGAGGCAAGAAGACUGUGUCCAUAAGAGAAGGCGACAGGGAGUGAAGUUUCAGAUAGAAAGAGGAGACAGGCCAUAGAACUCCUUGUAAUCCAGCAGGAUGGCUCUCCUCUUCAUCUGCCUCUUUGCUCUCCUUCCAGUGGUCUCCAUGAAGAGUCCCAUCGUCGGCCCCAGUAAGGUUAGCAGUGUCCCGGGUGGGACCGUCUCCAUCAAAUGCUUCUAUCCUCCCACUUCUGUCAACCGGCACGACCGGAAGUACUGGUGCAAGCUGGAAGCCCGGGGCCAGUGCAUCACCCUCAUCUCGUCAGGGGGUUUUGUCACCAAGGACUACGCCGGCCGGGCCAACCUCACCAACUUUCCAGAGCAAAACAUGAUGGUGGUGGAUGUCACCCAGCUGGGAGAGAAAGACACUGGAGUCUACAGGUGUGGCGUGGGGGUCAAUAACCGGGGCCUGUACUUCAACGUCAGCCUGAACGUAAGACAAGGCCCCCUGCCCUCAGAAGAUCCCCAAGUCUAUGUCGCCGAGCAAGGUGGCACCGUGAACUUCACCUGCCCCUUCCAGGACAGUAGCCUCCGGAAAUAUAUUUGCAAGCUGGAGGAUACAAGCUGCGUCAACAUCAUCGAUUCCAACGGGAAUGUGAAUCCAGAGUUCCAAGGUAGGGUCUCCCUGAUCAUCCAUGACACCUCAAGGAAGAACUUCACCGUCUCCCUCAACCACAUCCAGCAGGAAGACAUGGGGAAUUACAUCUGCGGCACGGGAGUCUAUGGUGGCGAAGGGGAUAGGAGCAACUUAGUCCUGGAGCUGCUGGAGCCAGAGAGCGAGCUGGUCUACUCGGAGCUGGGGGGCUCGGUCACCCUGCAGUGUGCCCUGGGCCAGCAGUACGCGGCCGUACCCAAAUACGUGUGCAAGAAAGAGGGGGAAAACUGUGUGACUGUAGUCAACACCAAGGGGAACUGGGCCAAGGCCUUUGAAGGGAGGGUGCUGCUGGCCAACCAGGAGCCCCCCGGCUCCUUCAGCGUCUCCAUCACGCGGCUACGGAAGACGGACGCCGGACUGUACCUGUGUGGGGCCAAUCGGGACGGAGCUUAUGGGGGUGAAGGGCCCCUCCAAGCCAAGGAGCUCCAUGUCUCUGAAGAGGUGACUCUGCCCCAGGGCCCCUUGGCGGUCAAGGGUGUGAACGGAGGCUCUGUAGCCGUGCAGUGUCCCUACGACCCCAAGGAGAACAAAACGUUGAAGUACUGGUGCCGGUGGAAGGGCAACAGUCAUUGCCCCAACCUGGUGGACAGCGCCGGCGUGGUGAGUGAGGAUUACAAGGGCCGGAUCGCGUUGUUCGACCAACCGGACAAAGGCAUCUUCACCGUGGUCCUCAACAGGCUCACCCCCAGAGACGUCGGCCACUACUGGUGCCUCACCACCGGGGAGCGGGAAAGGAAGUCCACCGUGGUGCUCAACGUCACUCAGGGAGAGCCCAGCUUGAAGGCCCCGCAGGAAGCCAGUGGACAGCUGAAGCGCUCACUCAGCAUAUCGUGCCACUUCCCCUGCAAGUACUCCUCGUACGAGAAAUUCUGGUGCAAGUGGAGUCCCAAGGGCUGCCAGCCCCUCCCUAGCCAGGAGCAGGGCCCCAGCGAUGCCUUCAUGGACUGCAACGAGAAGAGUCGCAUCGUCUCCCUGAACCUGAACUCGCUCCAGGUGUCGGAUGAAGGGUGGUACUGGUGCGGCGUCAAGAAGGCCGGCCUCUACGGAGAAACCGCCAUCGUUUACCUCAGAGUGGAGGAGGACAGCUCGGCUCAGGGAGUCACGAAGGAAUCCAACGAACCUGCCCAGCCUGCUGUCGUCCGGCCGGAAAACAAAGCCUCCGGGGUUGGUCAGGAGAAGAGCGGAGCCGAUCUGUCCAGUGCUGAAGUCUCUGGCCAAGGUUCCCAUGUGCUGGUCUCCACUCUGGUUCCUGUGGCUUUUGUGCUCGUGAUCGGGGCCGUCGUUCUGCUGGUAAUCAGGGCUCGGCUCCGGAAGAACUCAGACCGAGUUUCAGUCGGAAGCUACAGGACUGACAUUAGCAUGUCAGACUUUGAGAAUUCCCGUGACUUUGGGACCAAGGACAACAUGGCCUCCUCACCCACCGCCCUGGAGACCCAGCUCGGAGAAGAGGAAUUUAUCCCCUCCAAGGAGGACCCUGAGAUGGUGGAGGAGCCAAAGGCAGCCAAGAGGUCAUCCAAGGAGGAAGCGGACAUGGCUUACACUGCAUUCCUGCUGCAAGCUAACCACAUUGUUUCUGGCAUUCCCUCGGACAACCCUCCUGAAGUUUAGUCGACUUCAGCCAUCUGCUUUUUUUUUUUAUCAGCUCAUCAGCUCUUCCCCUCUCCAGCCCACCCCACCUAACAAUCAGUUACACAAUCAGCAUGCUCCUCUCCAUCCCUAUGGCUUUGCUCUCCCCCACGUUUUCCAGCUAUUUCCCUAUUUCCCGAGAGUCUGUAUGCUAUGAGUUCAGAAUUCACCCCUGGACACCCUCCACCUGGCAUUACACCAAAGUUGUAAGGAGAAAGCCAAACCCGCAGAUCUGUUUGCCAACAACAGGGUCCUCAGGGUCCAGAGAAAAGGAGGAAACAACAUCGGAAAGGACCCCUCUGUUUUCCAAGUGACCGGGGGGGAACCUGCUGAGGAGGAAGGUGGGAGAUCAAACUCUUCACCCCAACCCUCAUUCAUUCUGCCAGCUCGGUGGUUCACCGGGGGGA
Messenger RNA from Tachyglossus aculeatus (Australian echidna), 2822 nucleotides. RefSeq names its product polymeric immunoglobulin receptor (gene PIGR). The transcript is spliced from 11 exons. NCBI's taxonomy places the organism in Eukaryota, Metazoa, Chordata, Mammalia, Monotremata, Tachyglossidae. The coding region runs from base 193 to 2397 and encodes 734 amino acids. The record is from RefSeq and is a predicted model, not a curated record.